AUUCGACCUUCUGCUUCUUUAAUUGUUGCAGCACCUAUGCCUAAAGAAGAAGUCAGAGAUGGAACAAAUUAUCGUAUUCUAAUGAUGAAAAGAAAUGCCAAAAGCAGUUUUAUAAAUGCGCAUGUAUAUCCAGGUGGUAUAGUUGAUAAAGCUGACCAUUAUUCAAACUGGAUAGAUGGUAAACUCGCGAAUGAAAAAGAAGGCUACAUGCUGACAAACAAAAUAUGUGCUAUUCGUGAAACUUUUGAAGAGUCAGGCUUGUUGUUGACCACACCUCCUUCGAACACAAUUAAAGAACUCGAUGUAAAUAAGUGGAAACACAAAGUACAUCAAGACGCUUCUCAGUUUAAAGUGAUGUGCGAUAAAUAUCAAGUUCGUCCAGCAGUGAAUGCUUUGAUUCCAUUCACUAACUGGAUUACACCUGUCAUGGAAAAGAAGAGAUAUAACACCGUGUUCUUCUUGACCAUAUUAGAAGAGUUCAAAACAAAGAAAGAACAGGAUUUGCAUUUGAGCAUGGUUGCUGCUGAUGGAAAAGAAACUGUUAUGUUUGAUUGGUUUCAACCAGAAGAAGCACUU
Molecule: messenger RNA, 576 nt
Organism: Gilbertella persicaria
Lineage: Eukaryota; Fungi; Mucoromycota; Mucoromycetes; Mucorales; Choanephoraceae
Exons: 3
Cellular component (GO): mitochondrion
Molecular function (GO): hydrolase activity, acting on acid anhydrides, in phosphorus-containing anhydrides
Source: RefSeq, a predicted model, not a curated record